This is a messenger RNA of Aspergillus terreus NIH2624, 1098 nucleotides long. RefSeq names its product transcription activator HAP2 (gene hapB). The record is from RefSeq and is a predicted model, not a curated record. Gene Ontology annotation, cellular component: CCAAT-binding factor complex. Gene Ontology annotation, biological process: regulation of transcription by RNA polymerase II. Bases 1 to 1098 code for a protein of 365 amino acids. The transcript has a single exon. Gene Ontology annotation, molecular function: DNA-binding transcription factor activity, RNA polymerase II-specific; RNA polymerase II cis-regulatory region sequence-specific DNA binding. Lineage: Eukaryota; Fungi; Ascomycota; Eurotiomycetes; Eurotiales; Aspergillaceae.
AUGGAAUAUACUCCCCAAUAUCAACAGGCCCAUGGCCAACACCCCCAUGCUCCCUCCCAUAUCGCCGGCCCCUAUCAGACUGCGCCGCAAAACGCUGGACCACCCGUGGGGUCAAUGACCUCUCCCACCAAUCCCCAAGCUCACAUGCAGCAAGCCCAUCCGACGCAUCAAGCUUCCCCCAUCGUGCCGUCGCAGUCGCACUACCAGCAACCCCAGAAUGCCCCCGGUGCAGUCCAUCAGCAGAUGAACUUCCCUCAGUCGUACGGCGUGACGCCCGGGAUGCCUCAGACAUAUGGCAUUUCGCCGACGCAGGCGGCGGCCAUGGCCACCGCGGCCGCCUCGGGCCAGUUCUACCCGAUCCACCAGGAUUCGAUGGCCGGACAGAUGUCGCAGGGGCCGCGGGGAUCGCCGCGGAUGGCGGGACAAGUCAAGACGGAUCGGAACCCUCGAUCGCCCCCUCAGAUGCCCGGUCAGAUCCCUUCCAUGGGCUCUCAGGUUCAAAUGCCGCCCAAUGCCCAGAUGCAACAGCGUCGCAUGAGCCAUGUCGGUAGCCCCCAUAUCCAGAACGCGCAGCCAGGCAUGAAUCACGUCGGUCGCCCUUCCGUCCCGCCCCCGAUGGCGCCGCCUCCGCAGCCGGUGCAGCAGAGUCAACCAUCCCCGGAGAUGGUGACCGGUCCGGAGCAAGAGUCGCCUCUCUACGUCAAUGCGAAGCAGUUCCAUCGCAUCCUGAAGCGACGUGUCGCGCGACAGAGGCUGGAAGAGCAAUUGCGGCUCACCUCCAAGGGCCGCAAGCCGUACCUGCAUGAGUCGCGUCACAACCAUGCCAUGCGGCGACCCCGAGGUCCGGGAGGUCGCUUCUUGACUGCCGAUGAAGUCGCCGCCAUGGAGAAGAAGCAGGCCGCGGAGGCGGGCGGUGCGGGACAAGACAGCGCCGACUCGAAGCCGGCCGGCGAGAUUUCCCCCACCGCCCAGAAGCGCAAGUCCAGCGAUGUCAAUGAUGAGAAUGCUAAUUCCGCCAAGAAGACGAAGACGAGUGGCGUGAAAACCAGCAGUGCCGAGGAAAGUGAAUCGGCGGAGCCCUCGGACGAAGAGGGUUGA